Molecule: messenger RNA, 252 nt
Organism: Truncatella angustata
Lineage: Eukaryota; Fungi; Ascomycota; Sordariomycetes; Amphisphaeriales; Sporocadaceae
Exons: 2
Coding region: 1-252 (83 amino acids)
Source: RefSeq, a predicted model, not a curated record
AUGACCAAGCCCGUCACCAUCCUCCUGGCACUGGCCGCUUCUUUCUACCCCAUGAUCGAGGCCAGGGCCUGUACCCAGGGAAAAUACAUGACAGAGAUCGACAACGAGCUGAAGCGGGUCAACCUUCCCACCCAAAAGGCGUACGAGGACCACUCCUUGUUCAGCUGCGGCAGCGAUGGGUGGAUCCGCUGGCAGGUCUACUGCGGCAACUGUGUCGAUGGCGGGUCCGGCAAGAGCGAUUAUUGCAUGUAA